CUCUUCUCCAUAUUAAAUAUAUAUAAACAACUUUGUCCUCCUUCUCAUUUUCUCUUCUCCAAAUCUUUCCAAAACCUAAUCUCUCCAAUUUCUCUAAAAAUUUUCUUCCAAUUCCCAAUUCGCCGCCGACCUCCAAAACGCCAUCCUCCAACGGCGAGAGCAAUGAAAGCGACGGCGUUUUCCUCUCCGACUUCGGCAUGUCCUGUUCGAGAAUUGGGAAAAAUUAGGUCGGCGGCGUUUCUGUCAAGUCGCACGGCUCGUCGUUUUCGUGCUGCAGAAAAACCCCCGCGGCUUCGCCAAGUUAUUCGUCGUCAUCGGCUCCGAGACCGAUUUCUGACGGCCGAUGGUGAACGCGUGCAAGACGUUAAUCUUAAACAGAAUAAGAUUUUUUACGAUCUCUCCCAAACCACCUAUUCCCUUUUACCGUGGCUGCGCCACUCCACCGGCAAGGCUCCGUUUCCUUGGCGCCGACUGGCACUAGGGCCGCAACAUCAAUUCUAUUUGAGGUUCCAUGUCGGUCGCUGGUGGCGUUUCUUCCAAAAUCUAUGUGGCCAUGGCGGUCGCUGGGAUUUCAGACGGCGUGAAGGCCGGGCGUGA
Messenger RNA from Striga asiatica, 597 nucleotides. Lineage: Eukaryota; Viridiplantae; Streptophyta; Magnoliopsida; Lamiales; Orobanchaceae. The record is from the annotation of a GenBank genome assembly.